UUCCAACCGUCGUCAUCGUCGUUUGAGGUUACCUACUGCGAUUCGGAUGAUUGUUUAGUGAUCGGAGAGAGACCAGUGUCCCAUUCCGUUCGGUCGUUGUGUUUAUCCAAGUGCCUACAGGGUUGUGAUUUUGGAUGUUUUUUUUUUCUGCGAACUGAUUGAUUAUCAGAGUGAUAUUCGUGAAACUAAUCAGUGUGGUGACAUUAUUAUUUACAACGAAUAAUUUUGAUCAGUACGAGAUUGUGCUUUUAUAAAACUUUUCUACCGAAACAGAAUAGACAACAAAAGUCAGUGUUUUGUAUUGCAGAUUGAAAAAACUCAAUUUAGUUUUAUACAGAUCACCCUUUCGAGCCUAAUUAUCUAAACUUUGUCCAGUUUUGCGUCCAUCUUAACGCGAACAACAAAAGCUGAGCAAUUUACUUGCCUUAUAGGCCUCCCUGAAAAUCUGACAAAACUGGUCAAAAGUGAGUGCGCGCUCGACAACGAAAUUAACCCAUGAGCUGAAAUUCGAAACCGAUACCGAAUUUGGCUGCUUGGCAGGAAAUACCAGUUCCAGUGGUUUUUAUUCCCCGAUUGCCGCCGCCCAAAAGACUCAGCAACAAAACGAAAAGAAACAAACCUGGGUCAGCGUGGAGCAGUAGUGGCAGUGUGGAGUGCAGGAAAGGACCAUUAACAGAAAAAAAAGUUUAUUACUAUCACCGCGGCCGGCGCAGUAAUUUGCACUGACAGAGAUUUUCGGUGCUGGUUUCUGGGGGCCGUGUGGUCAACGUCGUCGUCGUCGUCGUCGCCCGGAGGCGUGUGAUUAAAAAGUAAUCUGAAAUCGGAACAGCAAAUUCCAGUUUGUGGGCUUUUGGUUGGGCUCCGAAACCGUCGGUUGCGAAAAGCCCGAAAAUCAGUGUCUCCAAAAGUGCUGCAGUGCUAACUGUGGGGUGCCCCGUUGGAUUAGGGGUUCCGUCCGUCAUCGGAAAAGUGGCUGUUAAGUAGCAUUAUAAUAUUACGUGAGGUGCGCGCCGCGAACAGAAGAACGAACGAUCUGUUUUUAGGUGCGUGUGUGUCCGGAGAAAGAAAGAAACGCAAGUGGAUUAAGCUUAGAGCCCACGUAAUAGGCCUUAUAAAGUACAUGUAGAACAACCGAAGUGAAACGAGUGAGCGUUGUUUUGGAGUUUUUUGGGUCUCCGGUUGAGAAGGUUGAAUUUUGACGUUCCUACGCCUUCAUCGUCGCACUGCUGAGUUUGUGAUUUUAGUUUUUGCCGUUGUUGCAACUGUUUUGACCAGAAGUGAAAAACUGCAUCAGGUUGAUGCUGCUGCUGUUGCUGGUGGUGCUACUGAUAUGUAACAGCCACAUAUGUACAUAGCUGUAAGUCGCCGCUAAAUACUGCUCUUGAAGGAACGAGUUUUGGGUCGCGGUUGAGAUUUUAGUGUUUCGCUGUUGUGCUGUGUUUGCUCCUGGAACCAGACUGCUCAGUCAAGUUGAAGUGUUUUAAUUUUCGUGUGAAGGAAUUGUUGCUGACGAGUUGGAGAAAGACGUUUUCGCUGAAUAGGCAGUGCAGUCGUUUUUUGCAGGUCGUUACGCUGCCCGAAUAGAUCAACGCCGUUAUUAGCUAAGCGCAGUAAUCAUCAUCAGCGCCGUACAAUUCCGCCCGCCAUCCGUCAUUCCGAAUAGGCGUGAAAGAACAUUAACCACAAUUCGCCAUGGAACGGUGAACACAACCUGAGGCCGGUGGUGUUUCUUCGGUGGCCCAAUUUGCGCCACAGAUCCAACCCGAUCCGACGACAAGAAGACUACGGCACCGAUCAACGACCCCUCCCCCUGACUCUGAAGGUGAUCCCGCUGGACGGAGACAUCAAUCAUCGUAGAGGGGGCAGCUCUGCUACUUUAGGUUUUGAUGAAUCGAGUUACCACUAGCCGAGCCAGUUUCGCGUCUUUUACACUUGAAAUUCACUGAGCGUUCGAACUAUGUAAAUAAAGGAAGAUAAUUCACGGAUAAUUCCCCUCAUAUUCAGAGCUCUAUAAUUGCUAAGAAACAUUACACAUAAAAAUGAAUGGUUUAUCCACACUAAACCGAUUGCUCGGCAAACGGAAUAAAGAUGUAUCCAAAUCCACCUCAAACCUCAGCCGGUCGACGACUAACCUGGACAGCACUAGUCAGUACAACAAGAUUAUCCCGCUGGCCGCCAUGACCAACGCCCCCUUCGAGCAGACCUUCCGCAUAACGAUACUGCUGCCCCGGGAUCAGCUCUACGUGGCCCGAAUCGGUGCCAAAACACGCCUGGCCGUCCUCAUGGACAUGGUGUGCAACGACAAACUGUUGGAUCCCCAAAAGUAUCUUUUCCGGCACCCGGCAGACUUUCAUCAGGGAUUCGAUCUAAAUCUUACCAUCGGGGAGGUUGGACUUAACGAAAUCCGGUUGAUUUCGAAGAAAGAGCUGGAGAAUUUGCAGACUAACGAGUACCGGUUGAGCACCAGCGACAUUUUUCGGCUGCAUCAGAAAAACAUUCGAGAAAAUUCGGUGUCCUCGUCGGAUUUGAGUCGAACCUCCCGAGCUGCGCUCAAAACCACUAGUCCUUAUAGUUCAACAAAUUCUUUAAAUUCGAUGGAUUCCUCUGGUAUGAGUUCUAGCUCUCGUGGAGGAUUGAAUGGAAACAAUCAUCACCCGCCCGUGGCUCCGACACGGAAAAAGAGAAUGGCACCUCGACCACCCAGUCAAAACUCUAUCCCGGAGAAAGCACCUCUGGAAAUCCACAAGGAGGAUCACAUUUUCAAAGAGCCCCAGCUUCCUCCGUAUUCUCGGAAGAACUUUCACGUGUCAUCGCCUAAUCUUUACAACGAUGAGGUAAAGAUUGUUGAUACUAUCAACAACAACAACAAUAACGACUACAACGGCCAAUCGGAAACAAACGAUAACGGUCACCAUGUCGACACUGUGGAAGAAAUGAACAACCUGAUCAACACCAAAACGUCGUACAGCACCCUCAAAAAUCGACCCACGUCAAUGUACAUCAUUAGGGAACCAGCCGACACACCCCAGGAUCCCCCUAACAUCCAGAACAACGAUAACCUGCAGAGGGCAUCGCUCAACGGCACCGAGACCAGUAUCCAGGACGUCGUAAACCAUUCCCGCACUUCGUCCAAUUCGUCGGAGGUGAAAGACCCUCGCGACUUUCAGGAAGGUCCGCAUUCCUCAUCUAUCGUCCCAACCCCUCGGAAGCGACUCAAUUCGAACGCCAAGAAAUCGAAGGCUCCGGCACCCGCUCCACCGCCACGGGGUGUAUCGUUGAUGGGUUCCAAGCGAGAGGAAACGUCUGCUCCGGUAGCGGAACAGAAAAUUGUUCCGACGCCAUCGCCGAGGGCACCGAACCGUCCUGCAGCACCAAUAAGUGACGAAGGCACAAUCAUUUCCGAGACAGAUUCCAACUUCAGCGAAACGGAUGCGGAGAUACAGAAAAAUAUAGAAACUGUCAAUAAGCUGAACGCUGUCAACAGCACACACCAACCACAAACUACUUUCGAUGCCAUUCCCGCCACUACACCGUCGCUUCAAACUCCCAACGUAUCCAAAGUGAUGCUGAACGUCGAACAAUCUUCGCUCAUCUCUACUGACCCGCCUUCCUCCCUAACCCCGGAAGCCGAACGCAAACCUGCCAACGGGGCGUCGUCCGUAUCCAUAACGAUCGUCAACGAAUCUUCCCCCACCUCAAAUGGGCAUUCCAAACCCUCCACCCCAAUCGUUUCGAAGGUGCACAUCGUACCGUCGAGUCCUAGCGCCAAUCGGGACUCAAAUGAAGAGCCCGUUGACCGGCGUCUCUCCAACGGCGACAACAGCUCCGAAGAAGGCAUUAAAAUCUACAAUAUCGAGUCCGGUCAGGAGUUACGCAUCCCGGACAAGAAGGAUACGAUGCGAUCGCCUAGUCCGGACGAGGAGGAACAGUGGACCUAUACGCUGCCGGCACCGCCCAAAUUCGCCGAUUCGUCCAUCAAGUCGGGCGAGUACGAUGAAAAGCAGAGGUUCUUUGAUCUGCAGUCGACAUUCGUAGACAAUACGACUAUUGUGACGGAUCGUAUGACGAUUCUCUCCGACCAGACGGAACUGAUUAGGCCAAUCAUCCGAGAGAAGGUGUUGAUGGAUGAAAGUCUGGCGGGAAUGGAAGAAAAGUGUUCUUCCCCGACGGUAACGCUGGUGGAGAGCGAAGGUGGUAACAGUAGUGUCUCUACCGGAGAGAUAAUGAUUAACUCGGAUAUUGAGGACGGGUACCGUGGGGGGAGUGAGCUACGGGAGACUAUGCUACAAACGUUGGAGAAGCGAACAGAACAGCUGAAGGAGAGUGAACUGCAGAAUUUGAAGGAGUCUAUCGAAGGAGUUGUAGUUCAACGACAGGUGACGGAGGCGGAGGAGGAUCAGGUGAACGAAAGUGAUAUUAUGAAGUGUGCCAAAUUAAACGAAGAGACGGUGGUGGAUGACUACACGAUGGUUGUCAAGAGAGGUAGCAUUGAUAGCGUUAAGAAGCGCUCGGAUAAUAAAUUGACGGUAGAGACUACUAAAAGCGAGAUGAUCAGUGAGAUGCGUCAGGUCGUCAAGGACGACACUGUACCAAAAGGAAUGUUGAAUGGAAAGAUGGCAAUGGAGACGGAGGAUAAUUCUGGAUUGAAUACAAAUAGCUUCAAUAGCGCCAAGGUACCUGGAAAUAAUGUAAAGAUGAUCGAUGAUCCCAAUGAAGCAGCCAAUAAAAAGGACCAGAAGACUAUUUCAGCGCCAGUAUCGCAAAAAUCGGAUGAUAGCGAGGAAGAGAAUAACGUCAUCAUAAGGCGCAAAAUUUCCGCUGAUUCGAUUAUUCGCAGCGAUGAGGAUGAGUUCAACAUUCGCAUGGGCAACAAAAAUCAACAAGGACCUGUCAAGCGGCGUAGUUUGACUGUGCUGAACAAGUCGCCAAAGGUUAUUAACCGUUCCGAUAGUUUCCACUCCACUCGGUCGGACUACAUACAAUCGUUGAGCAGCGCCAACGGAUUAAAAUUGACGCCCCGAAGUACGUCGUACAUUUCGCUGAUCGGGGCGCAGAAGUUUGAGAAUCGCUUUGCAGCGAGCAACCGAAGGAAGUCUACCAGCGAGGUAAGCAUCUGCGAUUCACCGUCUCUUCAAAGUCUGGAGGUAAUCAAAAACAUACUAAAUAGUUCCAAGAACAAUUUAGCGGUGGAAAAGAAAGAAGUAGAAGAGGUUAUACCCAUGGCGGCAAUCAAGCGAAAUAGUUUCACAGAUAUUUCGACUUUAAUUCAGUUUAGAAGCGAAGUAGUUAAAAGCAAUCUGGUUAGACAUGAGAGUAUGGUUGAGCAAAAAAUCGCGGAAGUAGAGAAUAAGAAAGUCAUAGAAGAAGUUAUUGAAGAGAAGCCGAUGAUUAUCGAGAAGGUCGAUUCUGUAAAGGAGAUUAAAGCUGAUGUGUUUGUGAGCAAGAAGGUAUUAGAAAGUGAUAAAUCCGUGAACGAGAGGGUAAUAGAUGUUUCAAAUGAGUCAAAGAGUGAUGAUGAGAAACUACAAAAUAGACAGCUGUCGGUGGCGAUCGCUAAGCAACCACAAACUACGGUAGUUAAUAUCACUACCACCAGCACAACGGUAACCAGUAGUGGGGUCAGCGUUACUGUGAACGCAGAAAAAAAUGAACCUUCGGCCAAUAAACGGUGGACGUAUCAAGGCCCACCAACCAUUAACUUCACAACCUGGAGCGAACGACCAAAGAUCGACGUUUCGAUCAAGUCUGAUCGAGAUUACCGAUUUGGUGGUAGUUCCACUCUGCCUCGAGGUUACAGAAAUGUAAAUAAUACCACAAAGGUGAAUCUGAACUCUACUCCAGCUCCAACAUUGGAGAAAGUGGAUGAUGUAGACCAGUCCGAUUCGCGUGAACAUGUGCCAUUGAACAACGGAGAAUCGCAGUCACUUCCACACGAUGCGAAUCGACCCGAAUCGGUAUCAUUAUCGAACACCGAUCGUUUACCAAUCGUACGAGCGGUUGAGUACAAGAAAAACGUUGUUCCACCCCCAGUAGCUCAAAAACCCUUGGAUAAACCAUACUUCUAUGAUACAUAUUCGCGUACGCCGGUAAACUCUUCAGCCACUAUCAAUAGGCUCAGUAUGGGAUUUAAUAAAAUGCAACCUGUCGUUAAAGGGUUCAAAACGAUGGAUGAAAAAGAAACCCCCGCGCUAACACGUCCUGUGUCUAUGAUUGAGUCGUCGAAUAUCUCAACCGCCAUUUUGAGAACAACUCCCGCUAGGAUAGAUAAGCCGGUGCCGGAAACCGCAUCACUGCCCUUCGGACAGAACACGCUACGCCGGACAGGUCUUAAAGAUAAGAUUCUUGCUCAACCAAACCCAGAACCUGUGGCAAAAACAGUAGUCCAGAAUUCCCCGACGGUAACCGUCAAGACGAAAACUGUCACGAAUACCACAGCGGCACCACCACCCCCACCCCCGGUGGCACCUAAGCUGACCACACCGGUAGUAAGAGGAGCCAUCGUUAAGAAACCACUUCCUUCACAGGAAGUGGAUCCCCGUACCGCUUUGCUGGAUGCCAUCAGGAACUUCAACAAGGAUAAAUUACGUACCGAAGAAUGAUCACAGUGAGCCAUUUUACCAUCCUUCUUUUGUUUGAGACGCUGGUCGUUGCUUAGCAACAGAGAUCAAACCUGGCCCGGCGUCGUUUGCUUUGUAGUUAGUUGUUAUUAAUUUAUUCUUUUGUUACUUUCUUUAAAAACUACUUAUUUUUUACGUUUUUACUUGCCUGUAACAAAACUGUACUUUUUAUUUCCCUUGUUGUUAACCCAAUAAAAUUACACAUUUUAUUUGUUUUUUUAUGUGAAAAUGCAACAAUUAUUGAGUCACAUUAUUCACACACAGGCACUUAUUCAAACAAUCAAGUUAUUAAUACGGGACCAAAGGUAACAUGGUGUUUUGUUUUUAAGCGAUUUAAAGCAGUGUUAGUUAAACAACGACACAUGCCAAAUGUGUUUCAAUUCAGCACAAUAUAUUAAACAAAUGUUAAUAAUUUAGCCUGAAUCAGUUUUAGUUUCUUGGUUAGCAAUCGAUGCGGACCGACAUAGAUGUUAGUCUGUCAGAUGUUGCACUACCCACAAAGUAUUGUCGACUGCACCUUUUUAUCACAGACAGAAUUGUAUUAAUCCACAUUACUAGAAUGAAUAUAUAAAGAAACACCAACACAUAUAAACACACACACAUACUCGGGUAUUAAUCAUUAAUUUUGUUAACAGUUUAUCUUGUAAGUUUAGAUUUCCCUAUACCUACCUUCAAAACAUAUCCGAAAUCAAGGGAGGGUUGAACCCGUGUAAUGUAUAGGGCUUUACCUAGUGCUAAGGCCUAGGGAUGUCAUCACAGUUACUCAGCGAGAAACAAAAAAAAACAGUUUAAAUUGAACCGGCUUGGGGGGAGUUUCUUUCCCGCUAUCAUAAGAGUAAAUUGUGAAACGAUAGAAAAGAAGCAAUCAUCAGUCAUUAACAGUUAGGUUGUAAAGUUUUGAUAUAUCUAGAGUAUUCGUAGACUACUUAAGCACAUUUUGGAGGUUGUUUUAUGUUUGCGACCGCAAGAACUUGUAAAUUUGCUAAUGAUGGAAAUAUUGGAAAUAAAUUGAUAUUAUACUAAUAAUAA
Molecule: messenger RNA, 7646 nt
Organism: Armigeres subalbatus
Lineage: Eukaryota; Metazoa; Arthropoda; Insecta; Diptera; Culicidae
Exons: 9
Coding region: 2040-6599 (1519 amino acids)
Molecular function (GO): actin monomer binding
Source: RefSeq, a predicted model, not a curated record